Messenger RNA from Mycosarcoma maydis (corn smut), 1578 nucleotides. RefSeq lists its product as uncharacterized. The record is from RefSeq and is a predicted model, not a curated record. The transcript has a single exon. The coding region runs from base 1 to 1578 and encodes 525 amino acids. Lineage: Eukaryota; Fungi; Basidiomycota; Ustilaginomycetes; Ustilaginales.
AUGGCGAUUUCACCGACAACGCUGCUGGUCAGCAGCUUCAUGCUGACAUCGUUUCCCACAGCCUUAGCACACGGUCAUCAUUCACAUGGCCCCGCAGACAACUCGAUACCCAUCGAUAAUAUUCUCUGGAUUCACAUCGGUGUCCAGACUUUUGCAUGGUUCUUCCUUUUCCCUUUAGCCAUGGUGCUUGGCAUGGUGCGACAUCGACUGCAUGUGCCUGUCGCUAUCACCUCGCUCGCGCUCACUGUCGGAGGCUACUUUCUCGGUCAUGGACACGGCGGUCGAUCCUUCCCGCAUACUGCUCAUGGCACUAUGGCAUCGCUGCUCGUCUUUUACCUUGCUGUGCAGACAUUUCUCGGCGUCUACCUCAAGCUGCAUCUGCAAUGGCGGCCCGAAAAGUGGAUUCGACCCACGCUCGUCACCAUCCACGGCAUCCUCGGUAAGAGCUUUCCUAUCGUCGGCUGGGUGCAGAUGGUGUUCGGUCUCUCCACUCUCCAAUCCUGGUGCUUCGGUGGGCAUCUUGGCCAAUGCCUUGCCCACUACAUUAUGGGCUCCGCCUUUCAAGCCUAUGCAGCCAUCCUGGUAAUCAUGAUGAAAGCAGGCGGUGACUGGCUGCAGCGACGCGGUCAGAGUCAAGAAUGGUUUGAUUCGUGGGUCAUCAUGCUAUGGGGCAUCGUCAACACAUUCACCGAGCAUCAUGGUGGACCAUGGACGCACAAGGACUUGCAACACACACUCAUGGGCGUUCUGUGGUGGGCCGGCGGUGCUGUAGGAAUCUGGCUCAGCCGAGGGGGUAGACGAAAUGUCUUCCCAUCCAUCAUCAUCAUCUUAACCGGUUGGGCGAUGAGUGCCCACUCGCAAGCGCUGAUGAUUUCAACCAUGAUCCACUCGCUUUUCGGAUACACGCUUAUGGGUGCGGGUAUUGCCAGGAUGGUCGAGGUCUGCUUUGUCUUACAAGAUCGUCCUACUGGAGCUACUGUCGAAUCACCAAACGUGCCUACAGCGAGCAACGAAGCGGUCAACGGAAGCUGGUACCCCAUUCGAGCGUUCCAGUAUCUUCCGCCUUAUCUGCUAGUAGCGUCAGGCGUUCUUUUCAUGUCGGCGACGGACGAAGAGCUGCGAUGGGCUGAUUCACAAGGCGUCGAUCAUGCUACAUGGGGACUGAUUGAUUUUAGCGCCUCCAUGCUCAUGUUCCUGUGGAUCAACGUGCUUGUUGAUCUAUAUGUGGGGUAUGGAGGCCAGUACGGUGCUGCGAGGAAGAACGCGGCACAGGCAAGAGGUGAGGAUAGCGAAGCACAGGCGAGCACGUCGCUGUAUUCGCGCCUCAGCCUGGGAAACGGUCAUGGCAAUGGUGGUGCAGGGCACAGCUCGUCACGCGCAACAGCGACAGAGCAACACGAGCUCGGCGGCUUGACUUCAAAGCGAACACUGCUUAGCGGUGAGGAUGAUGAGGCGGAGGCAAGCCAUGUAUUGUUCGAUGAAGAGGAUGAGGAUCCGUUCGAGGAGAAGGAGCGCGACGACUACGAGAGCACCGGCAGUGGCAGCAGCAGUGUCGUUCGCAGUCGCAUUCACAUCUAA